Messenger RNA from Xiphias gladius (swordfish), 4738 nucleotides. It is a transcript of the gene fbxl17, whose product is annotated as F-box and leucine-rich repeat protein 17. NCBI's taxonomy places the organism in Eukaryota, Metazoa, Chordata, Actinopteri, Istiophoriformes, Xiphiidae. Gene Ontology annotation, molecular function: protein binding. The transcript has 13 exons. Bases 236 to 2380 code for a protein of 714 amino acids. Gene Ontology annotation, cellular component: SCF ubiquitin ligase complex. Gene Ontology annotation, biological process: SCF-dependent proteasomal ubiquitin-dependent protein catabolic process. The record is from RefSeq and is a predicted model, not a curated record.
GGCUUCCUUCGCUCUGCUCUCUCGGUGCGGAAGUGUUGUCCUCCAGAGCAGAGCAGCAGGAACAGCAGCUGCAGAGCCGGAGCUACGCUAGUUCAGUAGCGGGGUUCCUUGCGUCCGUGUCUCUCCUGCCAGGACUUGUCAACGCUCACCUGGACCGUGCAGGAUAGCAGUAUUAUGCGAGCACCGUCCGGAGUGUGGGAGCACCGUGUGAAGUGAGUUUCCUUGAAUCAUCUAUAUGGGCCAUCUUCUCUCGAAAAAUGGUUACCGCCUGAAGAAGAGGACACGCAAAUUGCAUCACAGGAAGAAGAAGAAGAGGAACUGUUUCCUGCACGGGCCUUGUAUGCUGUGCUUCAUUGUCCACAGCAACAGCAGCAGUCUCGACGACGACAACAACCAUUUGGAGGCCGUAGUCAACGGCAGCGGGUGCCGGCACAACAGCAUCACCGGAAUCAGUGUCCCUGGUGUGGGUGGAGUUGGCAUUGGAGCAGUAGCUGCCUCGAAGUUUGCUGAGCGAUACACAACACUCGCAUCUCCGGGGGACUGCUCCAAGUUCCUGUUGUCACCGAGGGAACUAUCUAUCUGGGAGGGCCAGGGGAGGAGCCUAUUGUCAGCUGUUCCUGCCAAACUGAUUCCACCACCAGCGCUGUUUCGAUCCACUGGGGUGUCUGUGACCGUACCCAUACCUGUGCCUGUUCCUGGCUGCACCAGCGACUACACUGAGAUGGUGUGUAAGAGGAAGUGCUCAGAGGUGCAGAGGUGCACCCCCUGUAAGCAGCCGCGCUGUGCCUUCGCUGCCCCCGACGGAGGUGUGGAGAAUGGAGGAGUGGGAGGAGGCGGAGGAGAGGCUGCCCAGAACUCUGAAACUGGCCACUGCCACCUUCCCCUCUGUCCGCUUCCCUCAUCCUCCUCCUCUUCUUCCUCUGCCUCCUCCUCCUCCUCCUCCUCCUCCUCCUCACCUGCUGAUGGCUGCUGUGGGUUGGGUCUUCAUGCUGAUUUGCCCCACAGUUCAGACUCGUCCCCCUGCUGCCUACAUCAUUAUGAGGAGUGCCAGGCGAGAAGUUCAGACGCUGCUGAUAACUUAAGUAUCAACCAUCUGCCUUCCUCCAUUCUUCUUAAGGUGCUCUCACACUUGACAGUGAAGGAGCGCUGUCUCUGUGCCUCCCUGGUUUGUAAGUACUGGAGGGACCUCUGCUUGGACUUCCAGUUUUGGAAGCAAAUUGACCUCAGUGGCCUACAACAAGUAAACGAUGAUCUGCUGGUGAAAAUAGCUUCUCGGAGGCAGAAUGUGACGGAGAUUAACAUCUCGGAUUGCAGAGGGGUCCACGACCAUGGCGUGUCCUCCCUGGCCUCGCACUGUCCAGGCCUGCAGAAGUACACAGCAUACCGCUGCAAGCAGCUGGGUGACACGUCGCUGUCGGCCUUGGCUACACACUGCCCUCUGCUGGUGAAGGUGCAUGUGGGCAACCAGGACAAACUAACUGACGAAGCACUAAAAAAACUGGGAGAGCACUGCAAUGAGCUGAAGGACAUCCACUUGGGUCAGUGCUACAGUAUCACGGAUGAAGGCAUGGUGGCCUUGGCUAGAGGAUGCCCUAAACUGCAGAGACUCUACUUGCAAGAGAACAAACUGGUCACUGAUCGGUCUGUGCAGGCUGUUGCAGAGCACUGUCCUGAGCUGCAGUUUGUUGGCUUCAUGGGAUGCCCUGUGACCUCUCAAGGAGUCAUUCAUCUUACUGCGCUACGUAACCUGAGUGUCCUGGACUUGCGGCACAUCUCAGAGCUCAACAACGAGACGGUGAUGGAGGUGGUGAGGAAAUGUCGCAACCUCAGCUCCCUCAACCUCUGCCUCAACUGGAGCAUCAACGACAGGUUUGUCAAGGAAAGCAUGCAACUACGUAACCUGAGUGUCCUGGACUUGCGGCACAUCUCAGAGCUCAACAACGAGACGGUGAUGGAGGUGGUGAGGAAAUGUCGCAACCUCAGCUCCCUCAACCUCUGCCUCAACUGGAGCAUCAACGACAGGUGUGUGGAAAUCAUCGCCAAGGAGGGGAGAAGUCUGAAGGAGCUGUAUCUUGUGUCUUGUAAAAUCACAGACCAUGCUCUGAUAGCCAUAGGCCAGUACAGCAGUACCAUAGAGACUGUGGAUGCUGGCUGGUGUAAGGAUAUUACAGACCAGGGAGCCACACAGAUCGCUCAGAGCAGCAAGUCCCUCCGCUACCUGGGCCUCAUGAGAUGUGACAAGGUGAACGAGGAGACGGUGGAGAGGCUGGUGGUCCAGUACCCUCACAUUGUGUUCAGCACAGUGAUGCAGGACUGCAAGAGAACCCUGGAGAGAGCUUAUCAAAUGGGCUGGAGCCCCAACACAUCGAACACCUCGUAGCUACUGCUGGAUCACACACGCACACACGCACACACACACACACACACACACACGCGCACACACACACACACACAGCUACACAGAGUCCUUUUUUUAUGUACAGACACACACAAUAUUUGCAGCUCAAUCAUGUUUGCUUCUCAUCCACUGUUAAAACAUGCAUGUGAACAUGUAGCUGCACACUCACAGACAGAGGUCCAGUCCAUCAAAUGGGUCGUUUGAAGCAAAUUAAAAAUUUAAGUAAAAUGUGGGCCUCCCAGUGUUGUAUAAUCAAACCAGAUGUUAUACACCUACCAAUCAAAGGUUGCAGUCCUCAUUAUCAUUGGCUACAAGUCAGAUUACAUCCAACAAUAUAAUGUACUCUCUUUGACCAGAACCUUGAGUGACUAGUUUGUUUUGGUGCAAAGCAGUCCACUAACAGGUGUUAUUUGAUUUUUACAAUAAAAGAGUGUUACACAGCUUUUAGAGUAUUAAGCCUCAUACAUUUUAAGUUCUCCGCGUCACACUGGAUGGAGAGGAGGUAAAAAUGCAUGAGGAGGGUGCGGUCUGGUCUUGAGCACGUGAAAAAGAUCCAAACAAAAAACACGUCAUUAAAACAAAGGACAUUCAGUGAGGUUCUGAAUAGAAUUAUUUUGAAUGAAAAUAGAUUAAUAAAGGUUUGUUGCCCCAACUGGAACCGUUGUUCCAGAGCACUGUGCCCAUGUCAGUCCACUGAGGUGUUUACUUCCUCCAAACUGGACUCAACUGCUUCAGUGAGAUCGCACAAGACACAGCAGAGACUUGGAGAUCUAGAGGCAACAUCUGACCACUUCGGUCCAGAAAACAACUGAACCGCCAAGGCCUCCGACCUCAUUUUUUAGAAAUUUGUGAUGUCUAUUUUGUCCAAUUACAACUUUAAUUGUUUCUUGGAUGUUCAGUACAGUGUUAAAAGGCAUUUUUAGACUCAUAUACAUUGAGAUGGUUGACUAGGCUACAUUUGAAGGACAUAGCUUUUUGCUGUGACUCAAUAUGCACAUUGUCGUGGUACAGAAGAAAGAUUCAGGCCAGAAUCAGUCAAAACUCUGGCAGAUUUAGGACAGGAAAACAGCACUGAUUAUAUUCUAAAAGUGCAUGUUUACAUUGAGAACCUUACCUUAUUUUUUCAGCUGGACAUGGAGUACUUAUGAUGUGAAGAUGAAAUUAACAUCAGUAUGACUUGGGAUCCGUGCUGCUUUUAUUGCGAUACAUAGAUUUACCGUUGACAAAGCAUCACCUUGAGUCAUUACAGAAAGAAUUAAACAAUGCUUGAAAUAGAAGUUGCCUUCACCCAAAGAUCCUGGGUCAUGUUAACAGAAUAUAAACCAUAACCACUUUGAUGACAGGUAAGAGGAAAUGUUGCCUUAAGUGGUUAGUAAUUGCCAUCCCAUUAGUAACCUGUAAUCGACCCAGAAUUUAUUUGAUCUGAUACAGUAUAUACAUAUAUAUAAAUAAAUACUGUGUAUGAUUUACUUAGCCUAAUAUUGGUUUUGAGCAUUUACUUGUAACAUUAGCUAUGUAGCAAUACAAUGAGGGAUUUAUCUUUCUUAGUGGUGUAGGAUGUAAAUAAAAAAACUGGCUUGGGCCAAUAACCGGGGCCAGUAGAAGUUGGUAGGUGAGACUUGAUCAUUUUUCAUCUAUUCUAUUCAGACUCAUUAAUGUACAGUUAAAACUGCAAACAACCAGGGUAUUUUUCUAUGGUGUGAACCGGUUCUGGGCUCAGUCUCUACACACUGUCACUCAGAUAUGAACAACAGCCUACUGAGCUUUGGGUUUGAGUAGAACUGUAAACUUUCUACAGCAUAUAGAGACUUUUAAAAACCAUUAAAAUAGACAAUUAAAAACACCUUCAUUUUACCCUUGUCAGAAUUUGUAGACUUUAACCGAUGGAGAGUUUCUUCCUCUGCCUAAUUUUGUUCUGUUUCUGUUCUUUUGUAAUCCCCAUAUGCACUUUCUUCUCUGCUAGAUGUUGACACACUUGAUUCCUGAUUUGUUAAGGCAACCGUAAAUGACUGGAUUUACAUAAAGAUGAAUAAAACACUACUACUUCAAGCUUUUUUCUCUUUAUCUUUUGUAUGUGUGGAAUUGAGGCAGGAGAAAAGUAUAUUCAGAAUGACAGUAGCAUACCUUUCCACUCAUUUUACAUCAUCUGUGGACUACUUAAGCAUUUUUUUCCAGCAGAUUUUUCCAGACUUUUUAUUACAUCAAUUAAAUUUCAACAGUCCAUAAUGACUGUAAUGGUUGACAUGGUAAAAUUAAAAUCUAACACAGAUUGCAUCUGUAUUCUCAGGUAAAAUGCAAAUAAGGAUACCAGCACGUUUUCCAUCACAGCCAAAGGCCUUU